Scedosporium apiospermum is the source of this 3132-nucleotide messenger RNA. RefSeq lists its product as uncharacterized. The coding region runs from base 1 to 3132 and encodes 1043 amino acids. The record is from RefSeq and is a predicted model, not a curated record. Lineage: Eukaryota; Fungi; Ascomycota; Sordariomycetes; Microascales; Microascaceae. The transcript has 3 exons.
AUGGAGGCACUCGCCGGUCUCGGUCUUGCCGGCAACGUCGUCCAGUUUGUUCAAUUCGCGACCACGUUAAUAUCGGCGGGUGUUGAAAUCUCCGACUCGCUCCAAGGCGCGACGCGUCAAAUUAUCGAGUUGGAAAAGAUAUAUACCAGGCUCAGCGUGUUUACCUCGGAGCUCCGGAAGCCCAAGAGUGAUGCUUGUUCAGAUACGUAUUUGCAACGCUUGGCCGCUAGCCUAAGCAGUGUCAGCCAGGAAUCCGAUCUGGAGCUGCAGACACACAUUCGAUCGCUCGAAGACCUAGCUGAUGAUUGUAAGCUCGUCUGCGGCCAAUUGCUGGAUGUCCUGCGGGCUCUUCGUGUUGAUGGGUCGAGCCGCCGCCCGUUCAAGUCGUUCAUGGCUGCGUUGAAAACCGCCUGGAGCAGCAAGAGGAUACAAGCGCUUGAAGAUACCCUUCGACGGUUUCAAAGCGUCAUAUCCCUUCACUUCUUCCCACUUCUAAGAUUGAGGGAUGAAGGCGCCAAACUGAGGGUGGACCAGUCUACAAAACUUGAUGCCCUUGCUGAAAGACUCCAAGCCCUGCAGCAGGAGCUUCGAUGGAGACCACCAACAGCAAUGAAACGCACCCCCUCAGUCCCCUUUACUCGAACCUCCACUGGCAGUACGGCAUUGCCCUCCGACACCGGCAAUCUCCUAGAUGACUCGGUUUUGCCUCUGUCCACUCCUCACGGCCCUUCCCUCACCGAAAAUGAUAUCAAGCAACUAGAGGAUGGGAUUUCAACUCUACUGCUAACUCAGAAGGAUUUAGCCCUCAUGGCGAAAGAGCAGGCCUUCCUGAGAAGCCUAAAUUUCGCAUCUCGAACUAAUCGUUUUGAGGAUAUCCCAAUUGCGCACAAGGACACAUUCCAAUGGAUUAUAGACCCCUCUCUGCCCUCGUCGCCACUGUCCACGUCAUCGCAAGUGGAUGACGUUGAGGCUCAACGUCGCCAUUCUCUAUGUCGGUGGCUCCGUCAUGAGAAUGGAAUAUUCUGGAUAUCUGGAAAGGCCGGGUGCGGCAAGUCGACACUCAUGAAAAUGAUAGCCGGCCACGAUACGACUCGUCAGCUUCUUGAGCAAUGGGCGAGCCCUAAGAAGAGCGUCAUUGCAGCCCACUAUUUCUGGACGGCAGGUUCGGCCAUGCAAAAUUCUCAACAGGGACUCAUCCAGACUCUGCUUUACGAUAUAUUUCGCAUGUCUCCAGAGCAGAUUCCUGAACUGAUGCCUACCCGAUGGGCGAAGCUGGAGCAGCAGUCUACUACAGAAACAGCGGAUGCAGGGGGAGAGUGGACCAUGCCCGAACUCCUACACACGCUGCAGCAGCUUUCGUCUAGCCGGUCCCUGUCAGCGCGAUACUGCAUAAUUAUCGACGGCAUUGACGAGUUCGACGGGGAUCAUUUCGAAAUGUGCGAGUUCCUGAAGAGUUUGUCCAGUUCACCGAAUUUUAAGUUUUGCGUCUCUAGCCGGCCGUGGAACGUCUUUGAGGAUGCCUUUGGUGGAAAUCCGUCGUCCCGAAAAGUAUGCGUCCACGACCUCACGCGACGAGAUAUUUUGGCCUUCGCGCAGAGUCGCAUGGCGGAACACCCCCGGUGGAAGGAACCGUACUUUUCUGCCGCUCAGAUGGACGGCAUCAUUCAGAACAUCACCGAGAGGGCACGGGGUGUGUUUUUGUGGGUAUUCCUGGUGACGCGGUCGCUUCGAGACGGGCUUGUGAAUGGAGACACAAUGCUCGAUUUGCAGAAGAGGCUCGAGAGCCUGCCAAUGGAUCUUGAAGCCUUCUUCAGACACAUGAUGGACACUAUUGACCCGAUCUACCAUGAGAGGAUGGCGCGAGUCCUGAGCAUUGCCGUAAACGCCAAGGAGUCGUUGAGUCUCCAGUUCUACUACAUGCACGAGUUCGAGGAAGAAGAUGUAGACUAUGCCUUGCACAAGCCAGUUGAGUGGUAUUUCGUUGAUCAGAUAGAAGACUCCCUCGAGCAGUGCCGGCGCCGGAUUAAUGCGCGAUGCGGCGGCCUCCUCGAAGUUAAGGACCAUCGAGUUGAAUUUCUGCACCGCACGGUGAGGGACUUUCUCCUAACGCGCGACAUGAGCGAGUAUCUACGUCAAAAGAGUGGUUCCGAUUUCCGAGUCAGCCUAUCGACCCUCAGGGCUUUUAUUUUUCUGUUCCGGUUUUGGUCUCACUCGAACGAGGAGACGCGUCUGACGGCCGAAUUUCCACGAUGGAACUGGAACCAGGCAAUGGCAUAUGCUAAUGACGCUAUUAAAGAAUCUAAAGAAGCCUCUUUUGCCUUGCUUGAUGCCGUCAAUGAUCAUUAUAUGAGCUUUCCUUUCCCCAACGACCGCACGGCCCUAGGUGUCGAGACACACCACGCCUUUCUCUCUUCACUCCUCAUAGCAGGUGUCGAAGAGUACGUUUGUGCGAGGUUGGAUGACGACGUGUGGCUCUUUGGAAAUCUCGAGGGUUCUCCAAUCUGCGAGAUCAUCGACCGCGCGAGGUGGGACGCCCAUCACGCCAAUAUCAUUACCAGCCUUCUGGCCUCUGAUCUGGACUGUGACAUCAAUCAGGACUACGAUCCCUACAAACUUUACGAUUUUCAAUCUUCCGAUGACGAAAUCAAGGAAGAAGAAGAUCCCUUAUUACUAGCCGGUGGCGGGCAGGUUCUUGGUGACGAUGGUGGUGAAAAUCCCGACGAAGCAGCAAGCGGGAUUGGGAAAGAACGCGUAGACAUGCUUAGUAGCUACGAUGGUAUUGAUAGUGAGGACGACGACACCGACGCCGGCUCUCUCUCCCCGUGGCACCGGUUACUGCAUCGAGUGUAUCACAACCGAGAUGACGUCUCGUUGAGGACUGCGGUCGAAAACUCACUCUUCUCGAUAUUCCUUCAACACGGCGCUCGCAAAGAAGCCCGGCUCAAGGAAUCGGGCUGGCUCCCUUGCACCCACGUUGUCGUAGGCAUGAUUCGCAACCGGGAAAGCUACAAGUUCGGCCGCCAGUGCGUUACUGUGUUGGACCAGUUCCUUCUGGGAGACGCGUCGGACGUCAGACUCCACCACGAGAACAGAGGCGAUCCCAGUUCGUCGCAGAGGUCUUACAGAGAUUAA